This is a messenger RNA of Sciurus carolinensis (gray squirrel), 2331 nucleotides long. Its product is annotated as disintegrin and metalloproteinase domain-containing protein 5-like. The record is from RefSeq and is a predicted model, not a curated record. Gene Ontology annotation, cellular component: plasma membrane. Gene Ontology annotation, molecular function: metalloendopeptidase activity. Lineage: Eukaryota; Metazoa; Chordata; Mammalia; Rodentia; Sciuridae. Gene Ontology annotation, biological process: binding of sperm to zona pellucida; proteolysis; cell adhesion.
AUGGUUUGGAUGUAUACAAAUGUAAUGAGAGGCUACCUAGUUGCUAUCAGUGACUUCAUCACGUGCAUAUUUGUUGAUUUUCCUCACUCUGACUGCUUUAACUCUGACAGCCUUCUCUGGAGCGCUCAGGGGCCCACUAGCAAGGAGCAUCAGCCACCCCCAUGGCGUCCUUUCGCAGAGGUUUUCUUCUUUUUCUUCUCCCGGGAUCGCCUUCCUGUAUGGCAUCUUGUCUGCGCAGCAGCCUGGCGCGAGCUGCUCCUGCACUGGCCUCAACGCCUCAACCGCUGUUACGCUGUCGCAGUCGGGCUUCAGGACAGUGGAGCCAUGUUCAUUCUUCUGGUGUUUCUCACCGGGCUUGGUGGGCUGCACGCAGGCUACAAGUCUCAUAAAAACUUUCUACACACCACUGUUCCUGAAAAGAUUUCAUCAACAGAUGCAAAACACGAUCCAGAAAAUAAAGUUGCUUAUAUCAUUACAAUAGAAGGAAAACCAUAUUUUGUCCAUCUUAAAAAGCAAUCAUUUUUAUCUCCAUCAUCUCUUAUUUAUUCUUAUGACAAAAAUGGAACCGAACAUUCUCAGCCUUUGUUAGCUCAGAUGGAUUGCAAUUAUAAUGGAUAUGUUGCAGGUUUUGUAAAUUCUCUUGUGACACUCAACACUUGUUCAGGACUCAGGGGAAUAUUGCAGUUCAAAAAUGUUUCCUAUGGAAUUGAACCAAUUGAGACUCUAUCAGGAUUUAUGCACAUGAUUUAUGAAGAAAAAAGUAAUCAGAUUAAUAUUCCUCGCUCGGGAAAAAGAGUCAUUUUAGCUGAGUUUGAUGAAUCAACACAUGAAAGCAAAAGAACUAUACUGAAAACUGAAUAUACUACAUUAUUCCCUCGGUAUCUUGAAAUGCAUAUUGUUGUGGAUAAAAAUAUGUUUGAUUAUAUGGGCUCUGACAUAAAGACUGUAACACAGAAGGUCAUUCAUAUCGUUGGCCUUGUUAACACUAUGCUUGCCCAGUUAAAACUGACUAUUAUGCUAUCUUCCAUUAAAAUCUGGUCAAAUAAAAACAAGAUUUCUACUGUAGGACCUCCUGAGAAUGUGUUAUUUAGAUUUUUACAAUGGAAACAAGACAACUUAAAAUUACAAUAUAGCAUUUCUUUCUUAUUUGUCUUUGUGAAACAUGCUGCCUCUAUAGGUGUCACAUUUCCAGGAAAAGUAUGUAAUGAAAAUUAUGAUGCAGUAAUUGCUCUGUAUUCAGAGGGUUUAUCCUGGGAGUCAUAUGCUGUUGCUAUUGUUCAGUUGCUCGGAGUUAAUAUCGGAUUGACUUACGAUAGGGCCCACUGCUAUUGCACAGGAGAAGCAUGCACAAUGACACCAAAUGCAGUAUACUCCGGGGGUAUAAAGGAUUUUAGCACUUGUAGUGUGGAUGAUUUUAAAUAUUUGGCCUCAAAACAUGGCCUCACAUGUCUUGAGAGUAAUCCUUUUGAUGUACCAGUUCGUGUAGAAGCACAAAGGAAAAUAUGUGGCAAUGGAUUGAUUGAAGAAGGUGAACAAUGUGAUUGUGGCACUUCAAUGAAUUGUACACAUAAAGCGUGUUGUGAUCCUACGGCAUGUAUAUUAAAAGGUAACUCAGAAUGUGGCUCUGGAGAGUGCUGUUCACAAGCGUGCAAAAUCAUGACGAAAUCAUUUGAUAAAGACUGUGAUUUCCAAGAAUAUUGCAAUGGAAAGGAAGCAUACUGUGUGGCUAACAUUGCUCGCACUGGACAACCAUGUGGUUCGGGUACAGGCUUCUGCUUUGAAGGAUUUUGUCGGACUUUUGACCGACAGUAUUCUACAGGUGGUUCAUUUACUUGUUUUGAGGAAAUAAAUUCCAGAUGGGAUAGAUUUGGAAAUUGUGGCAAAGAAUAUUGUCGUUUUAGUAAUUUACUAUGUGGAAAAUUAGUUUGCUCAUGGCCACAUAAGGAUUUAAUAAUACGUCCAAUAUCUGUGGUUUAUGCACAUGUACGAGAGGAAAUAUGUGUAUCUACAUAUCUAACUGGUCGGUCGCCACCUCUGGACACAAUGACAACUUACCAAACACAUGAGCACAGAGAUGAAUCAUUUGUAGAAGAUGGCAGCAUGUGUGGUCCUCGAAUGUUUUGUUUCCAAAUGGUUUGUAGAGAAAUUCGACACUUUGUGGAUGAGGAGGGCUGCCAUGUUUCAAGAGAUUGCAGUGACCAGGGGAUUUGCAACAAUUUAAACCAUUGCCAUUGUAAUAAAGGAUUUGUCCCUCCCAACUGCCAGGCAAAAAGUGGAGAGUUUGGAAGUAUUGAUGAUGGACAUAUGAUUAAAAUGGGUUGGUGUCCUUAA